This is a messenger RNA of Colletotrichum karsti, 3153 nucleotides long. Its product is annotated as cytoskeleton assembly control protein. Gene Ontology annotation, biological process: clathrin coat assembly; endocytosis; actin filament organization. Bases 1 to 3153 code for a protein of 1050 amino acids. The record is from RefSeq and is a predicted model, not a curated record. Gene Ontology annotation, cellular component: clathrin-coated vesicle; actin cortical patch. Lineage: Eukaryota; Fungi; Ascomycota; Sordariomycetes; Glomerellales; Glomerellaceae. The transcript has 5 exons. Gene Ontology annotation, molecular function: clathrin light chain binding; phosphatidylinositol-3,5-bisphosphate binding; clathrin-cargo adaptor activity.
AUGGCCGCCGUGCCCGAUACCAGACACACAAAGACCGACCAGGAGUUGGCAAUCAACAUCAAGAAGGCGACGAACCCCGACGAGACUGCGCCGAAGCGAAAACAUGUCCGCAGCUGCAUUGUGUACACAUGGGACCACCGCUCCUCCCAGGCUUUCUGGGCCGGGAUGAAGGUCCAGCCCAUUCUUGCCGAUGAAGUUCAGACAUUCAAGGCUUUGAUUACGGUGCACAAAGUCCUCCAGGAAGGGCACCCGAACACUUUGAGGGAGGCCAUGGCCCAGAGAGGCUGGAUCGACAGCUUGAACCGCGGAAUGGGCGGAGAAGGAGUGCGCGGAUACGGCCCCCUGAUUCGCGAAUACGUCUUUUACCUCCUGGCAAAGCUGUCUUUCCACCAGCAGCACCCGGAGUUUAACGGCACGUUUGAGUACGAGGAAUAUCUCAGUUUGAAGGCCAUCAACGACCCCAAUGAGGGCUACGAAACAAUUACCGAUUUGAUGACGCUCCAGGAUAAGAUUGAGCAGUUCCAGAAGUUGAUUUUCUCGCACUUCCGUCAUGUUGGAAACAAUGAGUGCCGCAUCUCCUCCCUGGUGCCCUUGGUGCAGGAGAGCUACGGUAUCUACAAGUUCAUUACCAGCAUGCUGCGCGCGAUGCACUCCACAACCGGUGAUGCCGAUGUGCUCCAACCUUUGCGUGAGAGAUACGACGCUCAACAUUACCGCCUCGUCAAGUUCUACUACGAGUGUUCGAACCUGCGAUACUUGACUAGCUUGAUUACGAUUCCCAAGCUACCGCAAGACCCGCCCAACUUACUGGCCGAGGACGAAGAUGCGCCACAACUGCCCGCUCGUCCGAAGCAAGAGAUUGAGCGGAGACCGACUCCACCCCCCGAGCCGAAGUCCCAGGAGCCUGACGACAUAUCUGAGUUCUGGAAGAACGAGCUGGAACGUCAAAACCGUGAAUAUGAAGAGCAACAGAGAGUCCUCGAGGAGCAGGCGCGACAGCAGCAAGCGAUGCAAAUGGCAGCACAAGAGCAGGCGCAGAGAGACUUCGAGGAGCAGCAACGUAGGUUGGCUGAACAGCAGCGUCGCGAGCAGGAGGCUUUGAUGCAGCAGCAAAUGCAAUAUCAAACCCAGGGCCGUCUUGCCGAGCUGGAGCAAGAGAAUUUCAAUGCUAGAGCUCAGUACGAGCGAGAUCAGCUUAUGCUGCAGCAGUACGACCAGAGGGUAAAGGCUCUUGAGAGCGAGCUCUCCCAGAUCCAGGGCCACUUCGGACAGCAAGUUGCGAGCAAGGAUGACCAGAUCCGAGCUCUGCAGGAGCAGGUCAACACAUGGCGUACAAAGUACGAAGCUCUCGCCAAGCUCUACUCUCAGCUUCGCCACGAGCACUUGGAUCUGCUCCAGAAGUUCAAGUCCGUCCAGCUGAAGGCCGCCUCAGCACAAGAAGCGAUUGAGCGCCGGGAGAAGCUCGAGCGCGAGAUCAAGACAAAGAACCUUGAGCUUGCCGACAUGAUUAGAGAAAGAGAUCGCGCGCUGCACGACAAGGACCGUCUCUCCGGGGCGAACAAGGACGAGGUCGAGAAGCUAAAGCGAGAGUUGCGCAUGGCCAUGGACCGCGCAGACAAUAUCGAGAGAAGCAAGGGUAACGAGCUCUCGACUAUGUUGUCUAAGUACAACCGUGAGAUGGCCGACCUCGAGGAGGCGCUGCGCCUCAAGUCCCGCGCUUUGGAAGAUGCGCAGGCCAAGCUCAGAGAUGGCAGCAGCGAUCUUGAGCAACUUCUCCGUGACAAGGAGGAGGAGCUCGAGGUUUACAAGGCGGGCAUGGACCAGACGCUCAUUGAGCUCAACGAGCUGAAACUUAACCAAGGUGACACCGACCAAGUCAUUGAUGGACAGAUUGAUGCAUUGAUCAUGGCCAACUUGGACAAGAUCAACGACAUCAUUGACUCGGUGUUGCAGUCCGGUGUGCAGAGGGUGGAUGAUGCACUUUACGAAUUGGACUCCACGAUGCAAGCUGGUAACCAGAAUGCAUCGCCGUCUUACGUGCUGUCGCAAAUCGAGAAGGCCUCCUCCAGUGCAAUGGAAUUUGCCACUGCUUUCAACAACUUCAUCGCCGAUGGUCCCAACGCCACGCAUGCAGAGUUGAUCAAGACGAUCAAUGUGUUCGCAGGAGCUAUCGCCGAUGUCUGCACUAACGCCAAAGGUAUUACCCGUCUGGCGACGGACGAGAAGAAGGGCGAUUCCCUGAUGAACGGUACUCGCCAAUCUGCGAUGUCGACCGUCAAGUUCUUCCGCGGCCUUCAAAGCUUCCGUCUGGAGGGCAUGGACCCCAUGCAGAAGACCGACGUUGUCAUCAACAGCAACAAUGAGGUUCAGAUGAACCUCCAGAAGCUCAACAAGCUCGUCGAGACCUUCGCGCCCAACACCGGCAAGCUGGCGGGCAAGGGCGACCUCGGCGACAUCGUCGAUCAGGAACUGAGCAAGGCCGCCGACGCUAUCGCGGCCGCCGCUGCACGAUUGGCCAAGCUCAAGAACAAACCUCGUGACGGCUACUCCACCUACGAACUUAAGGUGCACGACACGAUUCUCGACGCCGCCAUGGCCAUUACCAACGCCAUCGCGCAGCUGAUCAAGGCUGCCACCGCGACGCAGCAGGAGAUCGUUCAGGCCGGUCGUGGCUCAUCCUCGCGAACCGCCUUCUACAAGAAGAACAACAGGUGGACAGAGGGUCUCAUCUCCGCAGCCAAAGCCGUUGCGACGUCUACCAACACCCUCAUCGAGACUGCCGACGGUGUCCUCUCGAACCGCAACAGUCCCGAGCAGCUGAUCGUGGCGUCCAACGACGUGGCGGCAUCCACCGCCCAGCUCGUCGCCGCGAGCAGAGUUAAGGCUGGCUUCAUGUCCAAGAGCCAGGAGAACCUCGAGCAGGCCUCCAAGGCCGUCGGCGCCGCCUGCAGGGCGCUUGUGCGCCAGGUGCAGAGUAUCAUCAAGGAUCGCAACGAGGAGGAAGAGGCCGUCGACUACUCCAAGCUCGGGGCGCACGAGUUCAAGGUGCGAGAGAUGGAGCAACAGGUCGAGAUUUUGCAGCUCGAGAAUGCCUUGUCGGCCGCAAGGCACAGGCUAGGAGAGAUGCGUAAGAUUUCUUACCAGGAAGAGUAA